Messenger RNA from Scylla paramamosain (green mud crab), 2494 nucleotides. Its product is annotated as slit homolog 1 protein-like. The transcript has 6 exons. Lineage: Eukaryota; Metazoa; Arthropoda; Malacostraca; Decapoda; Portunidae. Gene Ontology annotation, molecular function: protein binding. The record is from RefSeq and is a predicted model, not a curated record. The coding region runs from base 306 to 1967 and encodes 553 amino acids.
GGAAAUCAUGCUCACAGUCUGACAUUUAGGAAAGUUUGAGCAGUACAUACAGCUUCUUCCUUUGUGAUCUUACUGUAAUGGUGGAUAUCAUCAUCUUUUAAGCAUGUAUCCAUGUGUGUGUACACUUGCAGGAUUGGUGCAGUGAAUUCUAUACAAUGAAAUCUACAGAACACAGUUAAAAAUGAGUUGCUAUAGAGUUUGAAAUGGAAGAGAAAAAGUAUGAUUUGUGUUGUCAAUAUAAAUAGAAAAUAACAAUCAAAUUUCAGCCAAUAAAUUUACAAAUCAGAUAUAUAGAAUAAAAAGAAAUGAUGAUACUGGAUACAAUUAUAUUCAUAAUGGCUAGUGUGCUGCAAACAGAAGGAGCAUCUGAGCCCCCAACACAAUGCCCACAUUGGUGCGCAUGUGAAGCUUCUACUGCCCUGUGUGAGGGAGGAGGCAUACUCCAAAUGGAGCCAAAGAUCAAAACUUUUAAUCUCAACAAUGCUAAUCCGCCCAUUCCUGAACUCUCUCCUAUGAUCACCAAACAUCUGCAGCACAUGGUUUCCCUUGGUUUUAAUGCUGCUGGUCUGACAACUAUACAGCCUGAGGCCCUGAAGGUCAUGGAACAUCUUGAAGAACUCAGCUUAACAAAUAACAACAUCUCAGUGAUCUACAAUAAUACUUUUGUUUACUGCCCUACACUUGUGGAUCUAAACCUUGAUAACAAUAAUAUCUUGAUUAUCCAUGAAGGAUCCUUUACAUCACUUCAUCGUCUUCAGAAAUUGAGCUUGUCUCACAAUAAUCUGAUCACCAUACCCACAAGCCUACCUCCAUAUCUGCAGUUUCUCUCAGUACAUCAUAACCUGCUCCCGGAAGCUCCUCAGCUCAAACUUAAUUAUUUAACAAAUCUAAACCUCUGCUACAACCUGAUUAGACACAUCAAUCCCAAACAGAUAAACUUAAAAAGCCUGAAGGAUCUUUGUCUCGGAGGAAGAAAGUUCAAUCUCAAUGCUAGGCUUUUCACUCAAGAGCAAUUCCCUAUUCUUAGGAGUCUUCACUUGAAAGGAACUUCUCAGCAAUAUCUGGACAUACCUGAUAAAGCACUGAGAAACAUACAAAACAUGUCCACUACUUCACUAACCACACUGGAGCUUGACUUCUGUAGUAUAGCAAGUUUAACUGCAUUUGAGGACAUGAGCACACUCCACACUCUCAGGAUGACAAAUAUAAUACUCAUAUCUACAAGAAUGUUUACUCCCAUCUUGAAGCUUCCUCUCAUAACUGUCCUGGAUUUCUCUGGGUCACCUGGUCUAGCUCAGUCUUUUCUUGAUUCCCCACCUACAAGAAUCCUAAAUAGUUUGAAAAUUCUACGUAUGCCCAGGUGUGGCAUCACUAGACUGCCACAAUCUCUUCAAAAUCAUAAGCUACCCAACAUCACUCACCUUGACAUAAGUUUCAACCCUUUAAAGUGUACCUGUGACCUCUCUUGGAUUCCAGAUCAUGUAAGGGAAGGGAAACUUGUUCUUGAGAAUGAGGAGUACACCAUUUGUGCAUACCCAGAACACCUUCAAAACAUUACCCUACUGACUGCCACCCUUUGUCCUAUUCUUAGAACACUUUCAACAAUAACAUUGCCAGAAUUAACAGUCAGCACACAUAUAACACCUACCUCUUUUUUAAAUACUACGUAUACAAACAUCCAAACAACAUCAACACUGCAAGUGUUUCCAGAAUGGUCAACUGAGUCAUCAGGUGAAUCUUCCAAGACCAAUGCACCACAUAAUAAUUCCACACUCAACAGAGCAGCAAUGGGAUUCAGUGUAGAAAAAAUACUGGGUAUCUUCGGCGCUAUAGCUGUUUCCAUCAUAGUAGCAUAUCUUUUGGUGAUUUUAUCAAGAAACAUAUUAAACCACUAUAGAACAAGAAACUUCAAUGUUUGUGAUGCACAAUAUAACUCUCAACAACAACUUACUCUACAUGCUAUUUAAGAAGUACUGAAGUUUACAAAAGAACUUGCUUCCUCUAAAACCCCUCUGGAAUACAAUAAAAGUGUGACACAAAAAUCACUGAGCUGUAGUGUUAAGAAAAAGUGAAGGUUUUUCCAGUCUUCAAUAACUGCAAUCCUACUGAGUUGAGACAGAAGAUCCAACACUUUACUUACAGUUAAAAGCACCAUUGAUAUCAGACUAAUUCCAUUUCAGCCUUAUAAAGUUGUUGUAUCAUUGCUACCACUGCCAUAUGUAUAGUGUAAUGGGAAGAAGUCAGUGGAAUAAAGAAUAAGGGGAUACUAUCUGCCAUGAUGACAAGACCUAAUAUGUUGUACAGCAUGAUGUGUGUUGGCAUGUUGUUUGAUACAAAAUUUAAUUCUGUACAUGACAUUUGUCCAAAUAUUUUGUAUUCAUGUAAUUCCUAACAACAAUUAAAAGUACGCGAGUACAAAAUCUUGAUUCAUCAGCAAUAUACUGAUAAAACUCAUGAAAUAAAUUCUUUCCUUCCACAUUAUGGAAACAUGCAA